AGAACAUAGGAUUCCAUUACCCUUUUUCUCGUUCCAGAUAUUUUCCUUGUCGUUUUGAACAUCCUCUGUUCAUCACUUCCUGUAUCUCUCAGCACUUUCUUUCCCUUCACAUUGUCAUACAACAAAGAAGCACAUGGCCGAUGAAACUCCAACACAGACUCCCCCUGUGGCAGCAGCUCUGCGGCCAACAUCGCCGACGGUAACCGAGUCUGAUUCACCAGCUGUUUUAGACAAAGAAGACCCUUCCUCGGCAUCUCCCGCAGCAGCUGUGUCUGUUUCUGUUGCGGAAUCUGUUUCAACGGCUAUUGCAGAAAAAGAAGAGCAGACACCGCCGCCUCUACCGCCACCUGAACCGUUAGAACUGGAACCGUAUUCAACGGACAAAGGAGAAAAGGAGGAGUCGCGUCCACCACCACCGUCGCUAUCAGUGGUGUCAGAAUCUGAGUCGCCAGCUGUAACAGAGACACCAAAGGAAGAAGGGACACAAGCUCCAGCAGCAGCAACUGUAGUAGUUUCGGAAUCUGAGCUUCAGCAGCCACCUGUCCCGCCGCUCCAAGUGGCGGUUAAGGAGUCGAAGUCACUGGCGGCGAUGAUGGAGAAAGAAGAGGCAGGGGCACCAGAGCCUACUGUGUCUAGUGCUGCAACAACUACUGCUGAGGAGGUUGCUGCUGUUGUUGAAAAGAAAAGGGUUCCUCAAAAUGUCGGUUCUUUCAAAGAAGAAAGCAACAAAGUGGCUGAUCUAUCCCAUUUUGAAGGAAAAGCUUUGGAAGAACUGAAGCAGUUUGUCCAAGAAGCUAUAGACAAUCACCUUUUCACUUCAGAAACCAAAAGUGAAGAAAACACUGGAAAGGAAAAGAAAGAAGAACCAAAAGAGGGUUCCAUUUGGGGUAUUCCUUUUUUAAAAGAUGAUAGGAGUGAUGUCAUCCUCUUGAAGUUUUUGAGGGCAAGGGAUUUCAAGGUGAAGGAUGCCUUUUUAAUGAUCAAAAACACGAUCCAGUGGAGGAAAGACUUCGGAAUCGAUGAGUUUUUGGGUGAAGAUCUUGGUGAUGAUAUGGAGAAAGUUGUGUUCAUGCAUGGACAUGAUAGGGAAGGGCAUCCUGUUUGUUACAAUGUAUAUGGGGAGUUUCAGAAUAAAGAUUUGUACCAGAAAGCGUUUUCGGAUGAGGAGAAGCGAAUGACGUUUCUGCGUUGGCGUAUUCAGCUCUUGGAGAAGAGUAUAAGAAAGCUUGAUUUUAGUCCUGGUGGUGUUUCCACUAUUUUCCAGGUUAGUGACCUAAAAAAUUCACCUGGACCUGGAAAACGGGAGCUUAGGUUGGCAACAAAACAAGCUCUUCGGUUGCUUCAGGACAAUUAUCCAGAGUUUGUUGCAAAACAGGUUUUUAUUAAUGUUCCUUGGUGGUACCUCGCAUUCUAUACAAUGAUUAGUCCAUUCGUGACUCAAAGAACCAAGAGCAAGUUUGUUUUCGCAGGGCCGGCAAAAUCUGCUGAUACCCUUUUCAAAUACAUACCACCUGAGCAAGUUCCAAUUCAAUAUGGUGGUUUGAGUGUGGAUUAUUGUGAUUGCAAUCCAGAGUUCAGCGAUGCUGAUCCUGCCACUGAGAUGACUGUGAAACCAGCGACAAAGCAAACUGUUGAAAUAACAAUCUAUGAGAAAUGUGUUCUUGUUUGGGAAAUCAGGGUAGUUGGAUGGGAGGUGAGCUAUGGAGCUGAAUUUAUGCCAAAUGCUAAAGAUAGCUAUACAGUCAUCAUUCAGAAACCCACGAAGAUGACUCCAAAAGAUGAACCAGUGGUGUCUCAAAGCUUCAAAGUUGGUGAACUGGGUAAAGUAUUGCUUACUGUUGACAACCCAACUUCAAAAAAGAAGAAGUUUCUCUACAGGUUUAAGGUUAAACCAUUCUGCGACUAACGGAGCGUGGCUGACAUCAAGUUGCUCAUGGUUUUGAAUUUUGUUUUUGGCAUGUCGGGUUUUGCAAAGAAAUAUAUAUGUUGCUCAUUGAGCAAAGCACAAACUUCAGAUUGGGUGGAGAGAAUGUGGCCGUAAAACCUACUGUGUACCCAAUUGUUAUGUGGUGUUUUGCAAUGUAUAUUUUAUGUAUCAUGUCAAUAUAUUGGAACCUUUUAUAUUAGUGUAGAUUCGUAAGAACACAAGUUUCUGUUUGGUUUAUGUAAUCCUUCAGAUUCCAUAUUCUAUUUGAUAUUAAUUUUGUUUAAAGUAGGGACCCUGUAAUCUCAUUAAGCAUUUAUGCAUUUUUAAAUUGCGGAUAUGGAUAUUUCGGCCUUCUUGUACGUGGUGUUUAGUAACUGGAUUUAGCUUAGUCACAUUGCCAUGAUCAAUGAAUGUUUCAUCUUUGACCAUUCCGCUCAAUCAUGGUUUCAAAUUUUGUAUGACAACAUACUAUGCUGGAUUUUACUAGGACAUUUAGGAACAUGAAUGAGUAAAUGUCAACUACAGUAAUCCCGGCAAAGUGAAGAGGAGAAAAUA
Messenger RNA from Durio zibethinus, 2482 nucleotides. NCBI's taxonomy places the organism in Eukaryota, Viridiplantae, Streptophyta, Magnoliopsida, Malvales, Malvaceae. The record is from RefSeq and is a predicted model, not a curated record.